Messenger RNA from Penicillium macrosclerotiorum, 390 nucleotides. RefSeq lists its product as uncharacterized. Lineage: Eukaryota; Fungi; Ascomycota; Eurotiomycetes; Eurotiales; Aspergillaceae. The annotation marks the transcript as partial. The record is from RefSeq and is a predicted model, not a curated record. The transcript has 2 exons.
CAGCAUAUUAUAAGCUUCUCUUCCUCCGAGGCCUAUCAGACAGCCGAGCCUACCUUUGCCUGUCCUCAUCAGGAUCUCAUAUCUCUCGUUCCUGAGAAACAAGUCGCAAAUGACCUUGACAUAUAUCCGAAUUUGAUUUAUUCAAAUCGUUUUCGUGAACUUUUACCUUAUGCUUCCAGGGAGCCGGUCCCAGAUGCCUGUCCUAUAUGCCUGACUGAGAUCUCAAAAUCCGCUUUAAUCGAAGAUAUGAAACAAGCUGUUUUUUGGGUAAUUCGAAAUCUAGGAAGCUGUGGAUGCCCUGCAGAUCGCUCACGGCUUGACCAGUGUCGUUUCACUGGGAUUCACUUUUCGCGCAACGAAAGAAUAUGUGGCAAGAAGAAUACUGUCUAG